Molecule: messenger RNA, 1267 nt
Organism: Pogona vitticeps (central bearded dragon)
Lineage: Eukaryota; Metazoa; Chordata; Lepidosauria; Squamata; Agamidae
Gene: HOXC9
Product: homeobox C9
Biological process (GO): anterior/posterior pattern specification; proximal/distal pattern formation; regulation of transcription by RNA polymerase II
Cellular component (GO): nucleus
Molecular function (GO): DNA-binding transcription factor activity, RNA polymerase II-specific; RNA polymerase II cis-regulatory region sequence-specific DNA binding
Source: RefSeq, a predicted model, not a curated record
UCCCACCACCGCUGCUAAUAACUGCAUUAUUUCAAGAGUUUUAUGAAAACCCAAGUCGCAUAGGCGGUAUUUAAAAAAAAAAAAAUAGAAAGAACGAGAUUGGGGGGAAAAAGACCUGCGGAUUGAUCUACACUGUAUUUUGGGUAAAUACAAUCACGUGAGCGCUGGGAGCCAAUGGCAAACUAGGAAAGGCUGAAAAAAUAAUUACCUGCCCUGAUUGUUCUAUGAGAAGAUAAAAAGUACACAUACAGUUCAUACAAUAAUCUUAUGAAUGUAAAAGAGGGGGGAACAAUGUCGGCUUCUGGCCCCAUAAGCAACUAUUAUGUAGAUUCCUUGAUUAGUCAUGAAAGCGACGAUCUGUUGGCAUCCCGCUUCCCAGCCACUGGCUCCCACCCGGCAGCGGCCAGACCUUCAGGACUAGUACCGGAGUGCGCGGAUUUUCCAUCCUGCAGUUUUGCCCCCAAACCGGCCGUUUUUACAACUUCGUGGGCUCCCGUGCAUUCCCAGUCGUCCGUGGUCUACCACCCGUAUACCCACCAGCCUCACAUUGGAGCUGACACCAGAUAUAUGCGCACUUGGCUGGAGCCUAUCUCCGGCGCGGUCUCCUUCCCAGGUUUUCCAACCAGCAGCCGGCAUUACGGGCUUAAACCCGACGCCUUCCACGGCCGCAGGGACUGCGGACCCGUGGAUGGACGUAGUUAUCCGGAUUAUAUGUAUGGAUCCCCGGGAGAUCUCAGGGACAGAACCCCGCAGACUAUACCCUCCCCGGAAUCUGAGGCCAUCGCUUCCAACAAACACAAAGAAGAAAAGACCGAAUUGGACCCUAACAACCCCGUGGCGAACUGGAUUCAUGCACGUUCUACACGAAAGAAACGAUGCCCCUACACGAAAUACCAAACGCUGGAGUUAGAGAAGGAGUUUUUGUUCAAUAUGUACCUAACACGGGACCGCCGUUAUGAAGUAGCCAGGGUUCUUAAUCUCACGGAGCGGCAGGUCAAAAUCUGGUUUCAAAACAGGCGGAUGAAAAUGAAGAAAAUGAACAAGGAGAAAACCGAUAAUAAAGACCAGCAGUGAAAUUGGCCGAGUCCCUCCUGGGAGAGGGGAAACGGAGGCGCCGUUUCUCCUAAGCUUGGGAUUCAAAGUGUUCCUGACUUUAUUUUUUUCGGUGUGCUGAUGAGUGUUUAGAAUUAGUUAAACACAGCAACCAUUCUGGAGUAAAAGACAAAAAGAGUGCUUUUCUUAAAAAAAACAAACACACAAAAAAAAA